Molecule: messenger RNA, 4368 nt
Organism: Psylliodes chrysocephalus
Lineage: Eukaryota; Metazoa; Arthropoda; Insecta; Coleoptera; Chrysomelidae
Source: the annotation of a GenBank genome assembly
UCUUUUUUCUUGCACACACAACAGACGUUUUUUGUGCAAUAGGCAAAAUAACAUUCAAUAACAUUGUAACAUUUGGUAAAAUUGGUCAGUUGAUCGUUGAUCAAUCUUAAUCAAGCUAUUUGGCGUUUAGAAGUAAUUGUGAUAACCGUAUUUUAUUUUAUUGCAAAGAAAACAAAUAAUUUGCGUUUGUUAAAACAUACAAAUAUUAGUUGUUGCUUUGUAAUGUUAUGCUUGCAUUCAAGACUAUAAAAACAGUUGUGCAUAUAUGAUAGUGAACAAAGUGAAAGAAAAUAAAGAAAAUGCCUUUAUUUGGUAAAGAAAAGAAACCGAAGAAGGAACCAAAAGAUAGCGACAAACCAUGUUUGGAAGACAAAUAUUAUUUAAAAGAAUUAUUAGGAACUGGGGCUUUCUCAGUAGUAAGACUUGCAGAGAGCAAGGAUAACCCUGGUAUAAUGCAUGCGGUCAAAAUUAUUGAUAAGAAAGCUUUAAAAGGCAAAGAAGAUUCUUUGGAAAAUGAAAUCAAGGUCCUGCGGCGGUUAAAACAUCCUAACAUUGUACAACUGUUGGAAACAUUCGAAGACAAAUCAAAGGUGUACUUAAUUAUGGAACUAGUCACUGGUGGAGAACUAUUUGAUAGAAUAGUUGAAAAAGGUUCAUACACAGAAAAAGAUGCGGCAGAUCUAAUUAGGCAAGUUUUGGAAGCUGUGGACUACAUGCAUGAGCAAGGUGUUGUACAUCGUGACCUUAAGCCUGAAAAUUUACUUUACUAUUGUCCAGAUGAAGAUAGUAAAAUUAUGAUUAGUGAUUUUGGACUCUCUAAGAUGGAGGAUUCUGGAAUUAUGGCCACAGCAUGUGGAACUCCAGGUUAUGUUGCUCCAGAAGUACUUGCUCAGAAGCCCUAUGGGAAAGCAGUCGAUGUUUGGAGCAUAGGAGUGAUAUCUUAUAUUUUAUUGUGUGGGUAUCCACCAUUUUACGACGAAAAUGAUGCCAAUUUAUUUGCGCAAAUAUUAAAAGGUGAAUUUGAAUUCGAUUCUCCUUAUUGGGAUGAAAUUAGCGAUUCGGCAAAGGAUUUUAUAAGGAAUUUGAUGUGUGUCAAUGUUGAAAAAAGAUACACAUGUCGUCAAGCCCUAGGUCAUCCUUGGAUAUCUGGUAAUGCUGCUAGUAAUAAAAACAUCCAUGGAACUGUAUCAGAACAGCUUAAAAAGAAUUUUGCAAAGUCACGUUGGAAGCAAGCCUAUCAUGCGACAACUGUAAUAAGACAAAUGCAAAAAAUGGCUUUAAGUAGCGGUAGUGGGGGUAAAAGCCCCACCCCGACACGCAGCAUGUCCACCCAAUCGAGUGGAACUCCUUGCGGAAGUUUGAACGGUGCCCAGGACAAGUAAACUUAACUAUUUAGACAAAAAAAAUGUUGUUCACUAUGCAUCUUUAUAUUACGCUUUUCAAACAAUUUAAAAUCAUUCUUUUAACGCAGCGUUUUACUUCCAGUUACAACAGUUUAAUGAGAGAUAUAACUGAUAUUGAUUAAAUUUUUCUGUGAUCAUAAAUAAACCAUAAUUUAACGGAAACCUCAAGAAAUCUUAAUUGAUAACAGUUUAUGGUAAUUUUCAUUUUGUCGCGCGACUGACUGUCUACAAAGCCACUAUCGGAAAUAGAACUAACGUACUUUGUUUUUAUUGUUGAUUUUAUGACGGUGAUGUCUCUAAAUUCUGCUUGUCGAUAAAAUUAAUUUAACACAAAAAAUCUGGUCAUUAGGAAAAUUUAUAUAUAUUGUAAUGGUUUCACCCUGUAUAAGGUAGAACUACUCCACUAAGGACUGUGGCUUCAAUAGCUUCUUACAAUAAUUAAAAAAGAAAUCAAUAUCUAAAUGAAUUAAAAAUUGGAAUUAAAUCUUCAAUUUAUUAUGAUACUCCAGACUUUCUAUACCUCUUUAACUCCUGCCUGUCUAUAAUUCCUGGUCUCCUACGUCCUGCUGUUUCUUUUUUAUCUGCUUAUCUGCUAAAACACCUUUUUUAGGGUUCUAUACCCAAAGACUUCUGUGUGAGGAGUAUAAUAAAAGAGAUAUUAACUUGGCCCUAGUCUCAUUGUUACUCCUGUACAACUUAUCUCCUAUUUUUAAAUGCUAAAUUAAUUUUUUUCGACAACUAGGUAUAUUUGUUGAGACAUUGUUUUGUUAGUACUUAAAUACAGUACUUAUGUUGGUCGUAGGAUAGAUGACAUGACGUUAAUACAGUAUAAAACGGAGAUAGCGCCAUUGCCUUUAUGUCGCCCUCAAUUUAUGGCUAUGCCAGACGUAAAAACUUAAUUACUGCAGUACAUAGAUAAAAAGUUGAUUAUGAAUAGUACUUAUUUAAAUUUAAUGAAAUCUAACGCAUAAUGUAUAUCAGUUUUAUUUCCUGAACAACUUGAAAUUUGCAACUAUCUUAUUUUACAGUUUACUUUACAUUUAAACCUGGAAAAAUGCCACGAUUUAAAAGCAUGAUUUUAAAUAUAUUUAGGUCCAGGUUGUAUUAUACCUUGUCACUUUAAGAGAGGACUUUCAACCAAAAUAAUCAUGUGAUGUUUAUUUGAUGCAAAACUUACAGUAUGUAAUAUAUGUAGAUCAUCGAAGUAGAAUGAAGUAGAGACGACAGAUGCACGCACUUUGUGAUGGAACAGUGUAAUCAAAAUGGCGUUUAUUCUCAUCAAACGUGUAAUGCAAAGCAUCUCCUCGUUAUUCUAUCUCAAUGAUGUAGGUGGACCAUGUAUAGCAUAACUAUUAUAAGUUUGCUUUUUAAGGGGUUUCAUAAACCGCUCCUCAAUGUAAAGAUUAUUUUGUAUAGCUAGUAGUAUAAAGAAUUGUUGUUAUGAUGCUUAAUGUUGUAGAAUUUUACUUUCAUAUUUUUAAUUAAAAACUGCUCAAAUCCUUUAGCAGAUAAUAAUUUUAUUAAUUUAGAAGUUUUAUAUUUUUUUACUUCUUUCUGUAUUGCCAUUUGCUCUUUUAAAAAAAGGCCAACGGCUUUUAAUUUAUCAUGACGGCCUGGUUAGUAUAUUAUAGUUUGCAUAGAAAUUGAAUCUGAGGUGAAAUAUCCAAAAUGCGUUUAGUCAAAAUAGGCCAGUAAGCAGGUGAAACUUCCGAAUGAAUCGAAAUUAGUGAAAGUUUAAAAAUUACUGUUAAAUUUUUCGAUUUGUUUGUGUUUACUUACUGACCUAUCACUUCGCUGGAUUUAAUUUUGUUCCUCAUUUUCACAUAAUCUUGAUUAAAAAAAAUUAAAUGGAUAGAAUCUCAAAAAACUUUUAAACAAUCAUUAUUAAAUAAACUAGAAUACAAACAAAAAGUAGGUACAAAAAAGUAGAAACGUAUGUUGUGUAUUAGUUUUUAUGUUGUUGUAUUUGAGCAUUUUUUAACAAUUUUGCACAAAUUGCUUAUUUAUAAAAAAAAAACAGGAAUCGAAUAGAAAUUAAUGAAUCUCUGUAAGGAUCUUUGUGUUAAAGUAUCAAAUUAUUUUAGGUUUGUGUAACAUAUAUAUGAGCAAUAUUAAAUGUUGAAAUAUAAUCCUAUUAAAGUACUAAAAUGGCACUUAAUCUUUGCUUGCUUCAAAUAAAUAGCGAGUUUUCUGAAUUGUUCUAUUAUACACAUAUAUCAUGUUCAGGAGAUACAUUGCUUAGUAUAUAUUUUCUGUGAUAAUUAAGGUCUGAAAUUAUAAAAUUAUAUGCGAAUCUCAUUCAAGAAUCUCAAUUUGGAACUUUCUAUUUAAGAAUAUUUUUAAUUUUCCAAAAGUAUUCAGCAAAAAUGUGACAGUCAAGGAAUCUUCCUUCCCUGACAUUAGGGGAUUCCAUGCAGUGGUAUAUUUUAUUUAAAAUUAUAUAGAAAUUAAAGAAAAAUAAAGUUUAGGUUGUGCUAUCAAUCCCUACUCUGAUGAAAUUUAAUUUAUAUCAAAUUGAUCUAGUUUUCCAUACAGAAUUCAUUUUAUAUUUUCUGACAACAGUCUGUAAUGUCAGUAAUUUCUUAAGAGUGAUAUCGUAGGUUUAAAUUAUUUGCUUAUGUUAUAAUUAAAUUAAAAUGAAAAAUAAUUGUCAGUUGAAAUUAUUUGCUUAAAAUAUAUUUAGGUGUUUAUAAAAACUAAAAGACUCAUUCAUAAGAUUAUUUAUGGAUGUUUCUAUUGAUGGAAUUGCGUAAAUAAAAUCUCUAGGUACACAAAAUGUGUACAAACUGCUUCCACAAUAUUAUAUAAGAAUUGACAAAUAAUAAACCUUUCAAAAACUAAAUUGAAGAUAUUAAAUGCUUGGCAUUCUGCUACAGCCUUUUCAGCAAUUGAUAUCCCUCCUGAUUUAAAAACCGUCCAUUUUUUAAUAUUUUUUAUUUAUAACAUUUUUUUUUUUUUUAAUUAC